AUGGACAACAGCUCAUCUGCCAGUCAACUUGAGGUCGCUCUGCAACAUUUUGUCAACCAAGUCUCCAAGACUCGCCAAAAUAGCGAAUAUGCGGCGCGAGAGAUAUCUUGGGGUGUCUUCGAUCAUUCACAACUCGAAGAAAUUUCUUCAUUAUUGGUAGACCUCAUACCACCGGCCUCUGGCCUAAACUCAGUAGCAGAGAUGCUGCAACUAUCUACUGCUGCAGGUUACGAUCCCUCCAACGACGCAUGUGGGAUAAACCGACGUUCUGAGGCAGACAACGAUUUGUCAUAUGACGAUGACUGGCAACAUCUCGAGGCAGCAAUGCAUCAGCAUUCACAAAUAAUGACUGAGGCAAUCAUUGAAGGAAUUGAGCACGCCAAACUUCGGCUAAAAUUGGCAAAGGGACGCUCCCUGUUUGGCAGGCCUCGUGUGAGAGUGGUCGACGCGGAGCACCGCGCUGUUACCGUGAAUCCGGGCGAAGCGGGCUUCCUUGAGUCAUAUCGCGACGUGUUCGAAAAGGGCCGUGUUCUAGGCCAAGAGAAUGAGGCUAUAAGUAGCAAGAAGCUGCUUGACUGUUACAUUCAACGUAGGCCACAGGUUGAAAAUCUGAGUCAAUAUACUUCGGAAAUGCACUCCAACACUUUGCGGUACUUUCUAUUUCUUCACUCUCAAACUCUCCUCUCGUCUUUGGGAAAUGAACUCCUUCAUUUUCUCACUUUCCUCGACGACUGCUAUUCGCGCCCUAAGCGGUUACUCAUUCCGCCGUUCCUUCACCCCAAUUAUUGGGUUGAAAGAUUUGUUCGCUUGGGAGGCAUCCAAAAAGACAGUACUUCUCAGGACGCAGAAAAACAAACAAACGUCGAACUUGGUCCCGCAUUUCACAGUCCAAAAAACCCCGACCACCUCCCACCUAGUGGCCUUAUGGAGACUAUUGGGGAUCAUAUUCGCAAGAUCCCUUCUGUGUUUCGUAGUGAUCAUGCAGCGUUCGGGCUCCGUGUUGUCUGUGCCAUCAUGACAAUAGCUAUUAUUGCGUUCCUUCACGAUGCGCAGAAUUUCUAUUUCAGACACCGGUUUCUUUGGUCGCUAUUCGCCAUAUUGCUUUCCAUGGCUCGCACUGCUGGAUCAUCAACCUUUCUUUUACUAGGUCGAGUACUUGGUACUCUAGCUUCAAUGGUAGCGAGCUAUAUCAUCUGGUACGUGGUCGACGAAAAGACUCCUGGUAUAUUAGUCUUCCUCUGGUUGUGGUUCAUAGUGCUUGGCUAUCUAUUCGUCAAAUUCCCUAGUCUCUUUAGCAUAUGGUUCGUUGCUCUCAUUGCUUCAAUCGUAAUGAUAGCAAAUGAACUUCAAGUCCGAAAGUUGGGAGAAGCAGCCGUCUUGGCAUCUGGACAGGCUGUGUAUGCACCGUAUAUAAUAUUUCCUUACCGGCUUGCUUUCGUCACCCUUGGUGUUGUAACUGGAUAUUUCUGGACAAUCUUCCCCUACCCUCUCUCCGAACAUUCAGAACUCCGCGAAAAUAUGGCUAAAACCAUGUAUGGGUUAGCCUGUUAUUACAUGUGCAUCCAGCAAACGGUUCUCGCACAUCUUCACGGUGAUUUCGGUGACAUUCAAGAUAAAACAAGUCCCGGAUUUCACCUUCAAGCAGCUCGCCGUCGCAUCUUUCACAAAUACCAAGCCCUGAGCACCAGCACCAAAAUAUGUUACCAGUUCCUUGACUGGGAAUUUGGCCUUGGCGGCCGCUUUCCUAAGCAAACAUAUGGCGAAAUGAUCUCUAUCCUCGAGCGUCUUGGAAGCUACAUGACUCUUAUAAGCUAUGUGUCUCGGGAAUUGAAGGCCUCAAAGGCGACCUCCUCGUGGUGGGUCAACGAUCCAACUGGUACAGCUCAAGCUCAUUUAACUCCUGAAGGCGUUACAACAAGAAUGAUCAUAUUGCAUUCUGCACUGAGUCGGGCGCAUCCGCUGCCACCAGAACUGACAGAGUUGGAAAUACCGCACAUGGGAGAAUUCCUAACUAGAGAUGUGCCUGCAGAUGCUGGCUUCGCUGCCGCGGCAUUGAUUCACAGUGUUAAUUGGUAUUUAAUUCGGGAUGUUAAUCGUUUGACUCAGUAA
Molecule: messenger RNA, 2109 nt
Organism: Trichoderma aggressivum f. europaeum
Lineage: Eukaryota; Fungi; Ascomycota; Sordariomycetes; Hypocreales; Hypocreaceae
Exons: 3
Coding region: 1-2109 (702 amino acids)
Source: RefSeq, a predicted model, not a curated record